AACUUGUAAUUUGAUUUCAUGCGCUUACCUCUUCUGCAAAAGCAUUUUCUCUAGCGUGAGUUGCAAAUAAUAGUUUGCAAUAGUGCGAGUAUAAUAUAAACCUAAACACAACGAGGCUGUAAAAGCGGACUAGUGAGUAGAUUAAUUCCAGUGUUCGGCGUGAUGACGUUUAAUGUCCUCGACAACCUCUGUAGUCUUAUUUAGCCACUUGUUAGCAACCGCCUUUUCUGAGAUACGUAAGGGAGAAUAACGUUAGUACCGUUGCCUUUAUUCAAAUUGGAUUUAUCGGCAACGUUAACUUCAAUUAAACAAGGCACCUUCACUGUUUUGUGAUGGACUCAUCUGACAACGUGGGGAACCUCAACCACAUGGUGGAGGCUGUGGCACUGGAUGAUGGUCCUGCUCCUGACAGCUCCACCGGACAGAAGGAUACCUCACCUGCAGACAUGCUGAGAAUAAAACAGCAGAUGUCCAACCAGUGCUUUGAGAUGGCAGUACAGCUCCAUGCAGGAAAAAGUAAGAGAUCAUGCAGCAUAUCUGAAGCUGAGAGAGACUUGCCAGAUUAUGUCGAUGAGCUGGAAAGAGUCAAGACAAUUAAUUUUAACAGCACGUUGACACUGCACAGAAUGCAGAUGUGGCAUGCUAUUGGAGAAAAACUGAAAGAGAAUGAUUCAGAGGCAGAUGUCCUGAAAGCUGUGAGCGAUCGCUGCAUGGCUCUUUGUUCACGCAUAAAACAACUUCAACAAGAGUCAAGAGAUCUUCAAGAUGAAAUCACAGAAAUACAGAAGAAGAGGCUUGAGAUGAAGCGGCUCACACAUGAGAAAAUGAAAGAGACAGAAGAGUUGAUGUCCAAGAAAGAGCACCCAGACACAGAGAAGUUCAAAGCCGCGUUGGUGAAAGGCCAGGCGAACAUGGAGAAAUAUAAAAAGAUGGCCAUCAUGACACAGAAUGUCCUCAGGGGCAUCCUCUUGGCCUGUAAAGUCAACUGGCUGGAUGAUCCCAAACUUCGAGACCUCGCCAUGACACUGGAGGAAUUUCCCAUCUCUGACUAGAGAAUGAAUCCAUCAUAUUUAUAUGUUUCUAUAUUGUAUCGUCUAAUAAAUAAUCAACAAAACUGUUAAAA
Molecule: messenger RNA, 1123 nt
Organism: Siniperca chuatsi (mandarin fish)
Lineage: Eukaryota; Metazoa; Chordata; Actinopteri; Centrarchiformes; Sinipercidae
Gene: cenph
Product: centromere protein H
Exons: 10
Coding region: 333-1052 (239 amino acids)
Biological process (GO): kinetochore assembly; chromosome segregation; mitotic spindle organization
Cellular component (GO): kinetochore; nucleus
Molecular function (GO): kinetochore binding
Source: RefSeq, a predicted model, not a curated record